Talaromyces stipitatus ATCC 10500 is the source of this 1120-nucleotide messenger RNA. RefSeq lists its product as uncharacterized. The transcript is spliced from 3 exons. The record is from RefSeq and is a predicted model, not a curated record. The coding region runs from base 8 to 817 and encodes 269 amino acids. NCBI's taxonomy places the organism in Eukaryota, Fungi, Ascomycota, Eurotiomycetes, Eurotiales, Trichocomaceae.
CUUCACCAUGUUCUUCACCAAGAUUUCGUUGGCUGCCAUCGCUGUCUUGACUGCUGUGAGCGAGGCUCGCCACCAUGAAUACGGACUCUUGCACCCCAAGCGUUCUUUGACCACGACUGUUUCUGCACCCACCGUCACCGUGUACCCUAUUCCUCUCAGCACAGCGCCUGUUUCCGCUGUUGUCUCUUCUGCGUCUGCUACUGAGACGGACCUGACCUUGACUUACACACUGGGAACGGGUACUUCAACCCAGGUCGUGACCACUACCAUCCAUCGCACUCAGACUGACACGCUUUACGUGACUGCCACUGCGGCCCCUGGUGGUAACAAUCAAGUUGUUGGUUCAUCCAGCGAAGCUACAACCACUGUCUUCAGCACUUCUACCUCCACUUCGACUGUCACUGUCUUGGCCGCUACAUCUACUGCCGCAGGCUCUGGUCCCGGCGCUUCUGGCAAUGGCAAUGGCAAUGGCGGCCAGGGUUGCAGUGGUCAGGCCACCGUUACCGUCACCGAGAAGGAAACCGUCACCGUGACCGCCAUUCCCGAUGCCACAGGUGGUCUCAAUACUCAGGUGAUCUCUGAGACUGGAUCUUCUGCCCCAAGUAAAACCGCUACAACUGCUCCCACGCAACCUACUGAGACUACUACUCUCAAGGUUCCCCCAUCGCCAAGCGGCCCCAAUGGUGGUCACGGCAAUACUUCCGUCGCACCCUACCCGACCAACGUUCCAGGGCAGGGCCAAGUGACAUCCUCUGGAUUCUUGACUAAGACUGUCCCACUGCACACUGACCGUCCCCGCCCCACCGGCUAUUUCUAGACGCAUAUGAGUUCACGAUACUGUACCGGUAUUUGUUCAAUCAUAUUUUCGCCGCCGUGUCUAUUUUUCAGUCGUUUCCGGGUUACGACUAAUGUUACGCUGCGUUAGCAUGUGUAUGUGCUUCAAUCUUUAACCAUUUCGUUCCAUCACCUGUUCAGAUAUAUGACAAGGGCAACACUGGGUGAUGGCCCUUUUUCCUUCGAUUUUCAAACCAUCUUCUUGAAUUGUGUUCGUUACAUGCACUUUUCAUCUGUCUUACUGCUAGCCAGUGAGAUUCUAUUCUCGGAAAUACAUUAUUCUUUC